AUGGAUGGCAGGGGGUCUCUGGAGUGGAGUAUGAAUGGUUGUCAUUACCCGUCACCACCGCCGGAGCGGGACAGGAGGUAUCAGCACAAAGUGUCGCUGGUGGUGCGUUACUUUAUGAUACCAUGCAACAUCUGCCUGAUCCUGCUGGCCAUGUCCACGCUGGGCUUCGCUGUUCUACUCUUCCUCAACAACUACAAACCACCUCACUUCACACCGGCACAGCCCCCUGAUGGUAAGUCCUCUGUGGUUUCUUCUGCUUGUUUGGGUUGA
This is a messenger RNA of Knipowitschia caucasica, 270 nucleotides long. Lineage: Eukaryota; Metazoa; Chordata; Actinopteri; Gobiiformes; Gobiidae. The record is from the annotation of a GenBank genome assembly.